AGGUAGAGUGUAGAGGGUGUGGUGUGUGUGUGUGUGCAGCCCGCCAUGAGGUAGAGUGUAGAGGGUGUGGUGUGUGUGUGUGUGCAGCCCGCCAUGAGGUAGAGUGUAGAGGGUGUGGUGUGUGUGUGUGUGUGUGCAGCCCGCCAUGAGGUAGAGUGUAGAGGGUGUGGUGUGUGUGUGCAGCCCGCCAUGAGGUAGAGUGUAGAGGGUGUGGUGUGUGUGUGUGUGCAGCCCGCCAUGAGGUAGAGUGUAGAGGGUGUGGUGUGUGUGUGUGUGCAGCCCGCCAUGAGGUAGAGUGUAGAGGGUGUGGUGUGUGUGUGUGCAGCCCGCCAUGAGGUAGAGUGUAGAGGGUGUGGUGUGUGUGUGUGCAGCCCGCCAUGAGGUAGAGUGUAGAGUGUAGAGGGUGUGGUGUGCGUGUGUGCAGCCCGCCAUGAGGUAGAGGCGAUGAGCCGCGGGGGGCGCAAGUUGGCGCUGUGUCUGGCCGCGGCGGUGGUGUUCCUGUGGCUCGUGUACCGCCUGCUGUCCGCCUCCUGCGGCCUGGGCCGCGGCGCGCUCAUGCUGCCCAAGCAGCGCUACGUGGUGGGCGGCGACAGGAAGGUGUACAGCUACGACAGGUUCAUGCCGCUCAUCUUCAUCGGCGGCGUGCCUCGCUCCGGCACGACGCUCAUGCGAGCCAUGCUGGACGCCCACCCGGAGGUCAGAUGUGGUCAGGAGACCCGAGUAAUUCCUCGCAUCCUGCAGAUGAGAUCUCAUUGGCUGCGCUCCCAGAAGGAGAGCUUGCGGCUCGAAGAAGCUGGUCUGUCCAAAGAGGUGCUGGACUCUGCCAUCGCGGCGUUCUGCCUGGAGAUCAUCGCGCGGCACGGCGACCCGGCGCCCCGGCUGUGCAACAAGGACCCCCUGACGCUCAAGUCCGCGAGCUACCUGGCCGAGCUGUUCCCCGAGGCCAGGUUCAUCUUCAUGGUGCGCGACGGGCGCGCCACCGUGCACUCCAUCAUCUCCCGGAAGGUGACCAUCACGGGCUUCGACCUGACGAGCUACCGCCAGUGCCUGACCAAGUGGAACGCGGCCAUCCAGGUGAUGCACGCCCAGUGCCGCGAGGUGGGCGCGAGCCGCUGCCUCAUGGUGCCGUACGAGCAGCUGGUGCUGCACCCGCGCGGCUGGAUGGAGCGGAUCCUCGGCUUCCUCGACGUGCCGUGGAACGAGUCCGUGCUGCACCACGAGGAGCUCAUCAACAAGCCGGGCGGGGUGUCGCUGUCCAAGGUGGAGCGCUCGUCGGACCAGGUGAUCAGGCCCGUCAACCUGGAGGCGCUGAGCAAGUGGGUCGGCCACGUCCCGGAGGACGUGGUGCAGGACAUGGCGGAGAUCGCGCCCAUGCUCUCCGUGCUGGGCUACGACCCGUACGCCAACCCGCCCAAGUACGGUUCCCCCGACGCGGCGGUGGCCGACAACACCAACCGCGUGCGCUCCCACGGCAAGCUGUGGGAGGAGAGGGCCAAGGACCUGCUCAGCCCCAACCGGGUGUUCCACGACGUCAACCUGGAGGAGUCGGCCUCCGAGGGCCCCCCGCCGGCCGCGUGAGGGGGGCGCCCCUCCCCCUCUCCCCUCUCCUCCCGCCACCGACCUCUCGGGGCGACGGCUCGAAAAAAAACUGUGCGUGUGCCGCGCGUGUUUGUGUUUUACGUGUUGAACAAUGAAAUUUCAUAAUAUAUAUAUUUUGUUGUAUGAAGAAAACCCCAAGUACUUACAUGUACGAGAGAAAAAAAAAAACACUUCUAAAAAUGUGUUUGCACAGAAUUUAAAAAAAAAAAAAAAAAAAAAAUUGUUUUCAAAGCCA
Messenger RNA from Bacillus rossius redtenbacheri, 1834 nucleotides. Its product is annotated as protein-tyrosine sulfotransferase-like. Gene Ontology annotation, molecular function: protein-tyrosine sulfotransferase activity. Gene Ontology annotation, biological process: peptidyl-tyrosine sulfation. The transcript has 7 exons. The record is from RefSeq and is a predicted model, not a curated record. The coding region runs from base 445 to 1578 and encodes 377 amino acids. NCBI's taxonomy places the organism in Eukaryota, Metazoa, Arthropoda, Insecta, Phasmatodea, Bacillidae. Gene Ontology annotation, cellular component: Golgi apparatus.